AGCGAUAACACUUAUAUUGAACGCAUAUAUAAAAAAAAAGACAGAUAUGUAAAAAAUUAUUCAUUUUUUAGAAAAAUUUAUAACACAACCAUAUGCGUCAUAGAAUAGGAAAUUCCUAUGCACAUAAUUUCAUUGUUUACGCUUGUAUUUAUUAUUUUUAUAAAAUGGCAUAUUGUCAAAGUUAUACACCGGAUUAUUUUGCAUUAAAUGAUAUUUUAUCUACUGAAGAACGGGUAUCUUGUAAAAUUGAAAUACAGAUGCUUGGUUUAGGUUUUUUGGAUUCUUCAUCUACAUCUAGAGAUUUAAAGGUAGGAUCAAAAGUAGAAUUUCCAUUAUGGUUAGCAGAAUCAUUAAAGAAUCUGAAAGAUUCAAUAGUUAGUAUUGAUGUACCAAAUAUAUAUAAAGAAGGAUACAGGGAAAUUUUAGAAGCAGAUGCUGAUGCUAUUGUUUUAAGUAAGUGGAAUCCAUUUUAUUAUGAAAUAGGAAUGCAUGUAAGAAAAUUUAAUGAUAGAGAUUCUGAACAAAUCACUGAAAGCUUAUUACAGACAUUUAAAUCUCGUUUUCGAUUAAUUAUGGACUGGGCUCAAAAUCCAAUAUCUGAUCCUACAUUAGCAAAUCAACUUCCUCGUCUCGAAAGAGAUCUUUUUCUUAUCGGCCGAAAAGCUAAAGUUCGGCUUUUAGAAUGGUUAAAAGGAGAUACAAAUAACAUUAUUUCUUCUGAAAUUACAACAAACUUGAAAAAACGAAAACGUGCACAAUUUGAGCUUAAUUAGUGACAUUAUUUUAUAAAAAAAAAAAGACUGAAAUUGAUAAAAUUAAUUUUUUACAAAAUAAUGUUCUUAUUGAGUUUUAAAGUAAUUGAUUAAAAAUAUAAAUAUUGUAGA
Apis laboriosa (Himalayan honeybee) is the source of this 884-nucleotide messenger RNA. RefSeq names its product DNA replication complex GINS protein PSF3 (gene Psf3). Bases 93 to 773 code for a protein of 226 amino acids. Lineage: Eukaryota; Metazoa; Arthropoda; Insecta; Hymenoptera; Apidae. The record is from RefSeq and is a predicted model, not a curated record. Gene Ontology annotation, biological process: mitotic DNA replication initiation. The transcript is spliced from 5 exons. Gene Ontology annotation, cellular component: GINS complex.